UUUGAUGGGAUGGGACGCGUUAAAGUUUGGAGGAUGAGGAAUGGAAGAAGAUAGGAAGUUGGUUUGUGAGGCGGUGCACGGGAUUGGGGUAUUUUCAGAAGAUCCUCUAACUGAUUUAAUUGUUGAAGUGAUAAGAGACUCUUUCUCUUAUCACACUAAAGAACUAAAGUGAGGCGAUUGGUCGCCCGACAGUAAUGAAUUUUGAAUUGAGUAGCACGAAACAAAUUGGUAUUGGAUUGACAUUAUUUGGCGUUACAUUCUUCACACUUGGUAUUAUUCUCUUUUUGGAUGGAGCACUGCUCGCUAUUGGAAAUCUGUUGUUUAUAAGCGGGUUAGUAUUGGUGAUAGGAAUCCAACGAACAGUGGCAUUCUUUUUUCAAAGGCAUAAAGUCAAGGCAUCUUCGUUAUUUUUUGGCGGCAUUAUCGUUGUAUUAAUUGGUUGGCCAUUGUUGGGGAUCGUUGCCGAAAUUUGGGGCUUUUUCCUUUUGUUUGGUGGUUUUUUGCCAGUUGCGACCAAUUUUCUUCGACAAGUUCCUGUAAUUGGUAGUUUUUUAUGCUUACCAGGAAUAAAACAGGUAACUUACUUUUCUCUUUUUUUCCCUCAAUGACCGAACAGUAUUCAUUUCAGCUACGUCAUGUGUCUCUGAUUUGUCCAUGAAGUAUGAAAUCAGGGUGUAAAUUUCGUACAUGUUUAUUGGCUUAAGAUCUUCGUCCUUAAUCUUUGUUCCUCAGUUAAUCAUUAUGGUUGUGAUUUGAGGCGAAUCCAGAAAGGUAUUUUCAUCUUUUAUUCAAGUAAGUGCUUGCAGAUUUUGGAUCGUUUAGCUCCUGAAAGUCGGUAUCCAGUUUAGUUUAUCUGAAUUGUAGUGCUUUCGCGUUUCAUCAAUGUCACUGUGGGAAGGCUAUACUUUAUGUGAGAAAGGAGCUGUUCAGAAGUAAAUCUUGAUAAAGAAUUUUGGAAAAUGAAUUUUACAGUUCGCCAGUCAUAAUUUGCUAUUUAUAUAUUUUCAGCUUAAGUACCGCCGAAUUUUCUGAUUUGCUUUACAGAAAAAUUUUUGGGAAUAGUUUUGCAGUGAUCUACUACUGAGUGAUUUUGUGUUUUAGUUUUCAGCUUUCUUCUUUUCUAUUUGCAAGGUUUCGUGGUCA
Molecule: messenger RNA, 1143 nt
Organism: Loa loa (African eye worm)
Lineage: Eukaryota; Metazoa; Nematoda; Chromadorea; Rhabditida; Onchocercidae
Exons: 4
Coding region: 195-608 (137 amino acids)
Biological process (GO): endoplasmic reticulum to Golgi vesicle-mediated transport; retrograde transport, endosome to Golgi
Cellular component (GO): endoplasmic reticulum; membrane
Source: RefSeq, a predicted model, not a curated record